AUGGAUAUUAUAUCUCUUGUGGUGCAAAACUUCUGUCCUACCGCCGAAGUAUCUUGUCUUAAUCCUACCCAAGAAUUUGACUUCUCGCAUCGAGUAUGCGGUGGUUGGAUUGAGAUCCUUCCCCAGCUCGCCAGGACUCCUGCAGCAGACGAAUAUCUGGCUCCUUCGGUCAAAGCACUGGCAGUUUCUAUACUUGCUAGAGGUAAGCAUGGCAUGGCAAAUAUAUCCGAUGCAUUAACGGCCGAAGCUGCUGCUCUGGAAUCACUGAGGCAUGCACUAAAAACGUCUACCCUCACGGCACCAAACCUGCUCAUUGCCAACAUGAUGUGUCUCUUCGUGUCAGAGGCAUUAUUUCCUACUACCCCGAACGGUGCUUUUGUCCAUGCCAAGGGCAUAGACGGGCUCAUGCGUCUCCAAGGCCCCGAGACAUAUGCUUCAGGCGACUCACACCAACUUUUCGUGGGCGCCAGACCAGUUCUUUCGCCGAAAGAGUUUCCUGUCAGACCCCUGUUGGACGACAAUACCCUUUACAUGGCAUCCGCCGUCGCCACUUCAAAGCUUGUUCACGAAAGCCCUGCCUCUGACUUCCAUUCUCGAAAGGAUGGAUGCCUUAAGUAA
Molecule: messenger RNA, 618 nt
Organism: Colletotrichum truncatum
Lineage: Eukaryota; Fungi; Ascomycota; Sordariomycetes; Glomerellales; Glomerellaceae
Source: RefSeq, a predicted model, not a curated record